This is a messenger RNA of Xyrauchen texanus (razorback sucker), 4665 nucleotides long. RefSeq names its product NLR family member X1-like. Bases 180 to 3194 code for a protein of 1004 amino acids. Gene Ontology annotation, molecular function: protein binding. Gene Ontology annotation, cellular component: mitochondrion. NCBI's taxonomy places the organism in Eukaryota, Metazoa, Chordata, Actinopteri, Cypriniformes, Catostomidae. Gene Ontology annotation, biological process: negative regulation of canonical NF-kappaB signal transduction. The record is from RefSeq and is a predicted model, not a curated record. The transcript is spliced from 9 exons.
CAGGAAGUCGGUGCAGUGAAGUCCUGCGCGGCGCAAUGGACUCUUUCUUCGGCUGUCAUAACUGAGUGUCAGCGCUGGCAGUGGAAGAACAGAAAUGAAGAUAACUGCGUAACUAGAUUAGAUCACUAUAACAUGAAGACAAUCUUUAGGGGAGAUAUAUAUAAUUAAACGAUGACAAAAUGUGGCGAUUUGGAAAGCAAUCAGGAACAGAAGUGUUAAGGAGAUGCCAGGGGUCACCGAUAGAUGCCUUCAGUACCAGUGCUCUUCAGAAAACCGUUAAUUUAAAGCUCCAAACAGAUGGCAUCUAUGGUAGCUUAAAGGCACGUCUCUACUCAUUUCCAAUCAAGACAACAAGCUCUUAUAAUAAUACAUGGAAAGAACUGAGAACAUCAAUGUAUUAUGCCAUCUCUGGGUUCAACACCAGAGUCUUUUGCACCGGUGAUCCAGUCACAGAUCCCAUUGAGAUCCACAAACAGAAGCUGGCAUUAUGGUUCAGUCACCUUCCUCAAGAGGAGAAGCAGUUUGGUGGCUACUUUUCUCCCGAAACCAUGCAUGUAGAGCCACUUAUUCUAGAGCGUCAUCCAGAUGAGGAUAUAGGCCUUUUGGCAAAUCCCUUCAAGACAAAGGCAUCUACACGUCCUUCUUUCACUGCGGAGCAGCUCUUUGAGCCUGGGCCUAAUGGAAACAAGGCACGAGGACAAAAUGUGUUGCUAUAUGGGGCAGUUGGCACUGGGAAAAGUACUGUUGUCCGUAAAUUGGUGCUGGAUUGGUGUGAUGGAUCUGUAUUGUCCCAGUUUAAACUUGUGUUGCCCUUCUCCUGUGAGGAUCUAUCCAAUUUAUCUAAACCAGCAUCCCUUCGAGACCUUGUGGGUAGGAAAUACAUGCAUCUCCGCAAAACACCUUAUCUUAGUGGAGAUAAUGACAAGGCUAAGGAUGUCCUCUUCAUCCUCAAUGGUAUGGAGAAGAUGAAGCUGGAUUUUCGCAUAGGCUCCACAGAGUUAUGCAGUGAUCCCAAUGAGGUUCUUCCAUCAGCAGCUGUUGUUGUUAAUCUACUUAGGAAAUACCUACUACCUGAGGCCAGCAUUUUGGUAACAACAAGACUGUCUGCCGUUGACAGAGUUCCUAAAAAAUAUAUAAACCGCUAUGUGCAGAUCUGUGGCUUUAAUGAUCCUGAUCGCCAGAGAGCUUACUUCACAUCCAGACUCUUGCUACAGAAUGGAGAGAAGCCAGACAAGGCUGCUGAGACCCUUAUAGAGAUGCUGUACCUAAAUCUACAGCGGGAGAGUCGGUUAGCUACAGCCUGCUUCUUACCAUCUUACUGCUGGCUUACCUGUGCCACUCUUCAUUUACUGCAUUUUACUGAUGCAAAAUCUCCAGUUCGAACUCUCACUGGAAUCUACACAAGCUUCGUGAGGCUCAACUUUGGAGGAGAGGUGAUAAAUGCAGAUGGGGAUGUAGCCUCACAAGAGCAACAGAACUCACUCAUGCUCUAUGUGGUCCGCACUGUCGGAAAGCUGGCUUUUGAUGGCAUCACCAAUAAGCGGUCAUCGUUCUCUGCAGAAGAACUGGAGCAAUGGAUCGGUGGUAAGACCAAGACGGAUGAAGAGCUCCAGCAACUGGCAGUGUUUCGCACAGAUGUUCUUGACUUCUUCCUGGUGCCUUGCAAUGAUAAUGGUACAAAUCUUGAGUCUGGUGAAAUACGCUAUGCAUUUUCUGUCCCUGCCAUGCAGGAAUAUCUGGCUGCUCUUUAUAUUGUUCUUGGUGAGAACAAAAGUGUCCUGGAGAAGUUGACAAAGCAAGUAUCGGAGGUCUUUGGGCAAGCCGGCGAGGACAUUACAAGCUUAAUAAGCAUUCUUUCCAAAGUCAUACCUUUUCGAAUCUUUGCCAUUUUCAACUUGCUUAAGUUGUUCCCAAAACUCUUUGAGAGAGUCAGCAGCCACAGCAAAGGACACAUCGCUAACACCAUGGCAGCAGAAAUGUUUCGUUCCGAGGACAGCUUCAAUGAAGACGUCCUGGACCAGGUGGAACAAAGUCUUCUGGGAGUGCAUGGUCCCCAGCCACAGCAGGAAACUUACACCAGGGCCUUUGAACUCUACCCGAUCUUCAUGGCUGGACUUCUUCAUUAUGGGAACAGGAGGAUGUUAGAUCAACUCGGAUGCAACAUCAAGAGUCAGACGGUUGCUCAGAUCACUCGCGCACUUAGAAAACAUCUGAUCAGAGAGAGCCAUAAGAAGCAGCCACCAGAGGAACUGAUGGACCUACUGGUACUUCUGUAUGAGUUCCAGAACCCUCGACUAACAGCUGAAGUGCUGCAGUCCAUCAAGACCAUCAACCUGUCAAAUGUGCGCAUGACGCCACUCAAAUGCUUUGUGCUGAGCACGGUGCUGGGCUGCACACGCUCAAGCUUCCACCUGGAUGAGCUUAACCUCUCCUCAUGCCACAUCACCCCAGAGUUACUGCAAAUGCUCUGGCCAGCCUUCCAUCACACUCGCAACCUCAAUCUCCAGUUUAACAGCCUUGGUCCUGAUUCCUGCAUUUUUCUGCGAGAUCUGCUACAUGAGCCCAACUGUACAAUUAAGUCAUUACAGUUGUGUGAUAACUACCUGUCAGACACAGGCAUCAGGCAUCUACUGGAUGCUCUGUCUGGUAACCACUCUCUGCAGAAACUGUCUAUGAUGCACACAGGCCUCGGGGACAUUUCAGCAAAGCUGCUGGCUGAGAGACUGGGUCAGCAUGAUGGGUUAAAGGAACUGAAUGUGGCCUACAACAACAUAGGAGACAGUGCAGCUUUUAUACUGGUCGAUGCCUGUCGAGAGCACCCUACCAUCCACACUGUGCAUCUUUACCUGAAUCAGCUUACUGAUGUGGGCAAGCAGUCACUAUAUGCUCGUGGUAAUCCUCGGGUGAAGGAGGGCCGACACGUGAAGGUUCUGACUUCUGUGACCGAGGGCUCGGACAUCUCGGAGGAUUGGCACCCCAUCCUGAAUAUUAUUGGGAAAAACUCCCUUUCCUGGGAGAGAGUGCGUGUACGUGAGCAGCUGCUUGUCUUCCUGAAAGACCUGGAAUGGGGUCGGAAACAGCACCCGAGUUUCUGGAAGAAGCUGCACUUCCGGCGAGUGGAGAGCGUAGUUAGGCAAACCCUGCGUAUACUGGAGAAGAGCAGUGAUACAGGCACAGGAACUGGUAGAAAUUGAUGGGUUUAACGUAGGAGAGGAAUGAAUUGGUCACUCAUUUCUCAAAGGGUGCUCUUUGCCUUAAAGGGAUAGUUCACCCAAAUACGAAAAUACUCUCAUAAUUUACGCACCCUCAUUCCAGCCCGGAUGUGUUUCACUUUCUUUCUUCUGCAGAACACAAAUUAAGAUUUUUAGAAGAAUAUCUCAGCUCUGUAUGUCCAUAAAAUGUAAUUGAAAGGUGGCCAGAACUUUGAAGGUCCAAAAAGCAUAUAAAGGCUACAUAAAAGUAAUCUAUAUGACUCCAGUGAUUAAAUACAUAUCUUCUGAAUAUAUGAUAGGUGUGGGUGUGUAAAAGACACACCCACACCUGGUCCGAUGAAGGUAUUCCAAGAGAAUGGCAAAGGUCUCUUUUGAUCUAUUUCUGAUUCUUCUAAAAAAAACUUUGUUUGUGUUCAGCAAAAGAAUGAAAGUCAUACACAUCUGGGAUGGAACAAGUGUGAGUAAAUUAAGAGACUUUUGUCCCUUUACUGUCCCUUUAAUAUUUCCCAGUGAUCUGCCGUUUGUAACAGUGAAUUUGACCAUUUACGAGUAUAAAUCCAUUAUGCACUGUGUGUCAACUGUGUAUACAGCAUAUUUGUGCUCUACUUUUGCAUUAGAUUAUUUUAAAACCACUGUGACAUAUGCAGUUUAUUUCAUUGUUUGAGGGAAAGAUCAAUAUUUGGAACUCCAAAAUAUAUUGUAUUACUACUUGAAAACUGCUGCUUUUUGCUCAUUGUCACAUGUGUGGCCAUUUGCGGCCAUUUGCAGCCAUUUCCUAUGUAUGUGUGUUCAGGGAAAAACUAGGGUGCUUUUGGUAUCAUUUAAGUUAAGAUAUGGUCCAAAACUUCACACAGUUGGACUUAUGUGUACAUGGUCAGCAUCGUCAAACAAUGCUUCAAGGUCAAUUGGUAUUUAAACAAGAGGCUUGUGACUAAUGUUUCAUGAUAUACUUCUGCAAUAGUAACAUAUCAUACUGUUUAUUUAUCUGAUUUGUGAUUAGAAGAAAAUGUUUAUUAUGAUCUUGCAUAUUGCCAAUGAAAUGUGCUGUACAGUCACAGCAAAAAUUUAAAAUAAAUGUUCUAUUUAGUCACAUUUAGUAAAAAAAAUUUUACUGACUCAACAAACAUAUCAAAGGAGAUUUUAGCCAGUAUUUUACCUGUGGUCUUAAUUACAAUUAAUUGGCCAUGUUUAUGUCUUCAGAUCUGAUGAUGGCAGGCUUUGGUAGAGGUUUUGUCUCAUAUACCAGAGAUUAAAUAUUAAUUUCUAGUGUUAUUGUGGUGGAAAAAGGAGAAGUCAUACUGACAAAAUCAUUUAAUGCUUCAUUUAAAUGUACACCCUAACGAAGCCCAGGGCUCAGCCUGCAGGAUCAUGAGAUUCAACACAGGUAAUUUACCACUGUAUAUAUACGUACCAUUGUUCUUCAUUGCAGUGAUUGAUCCUAUAAUGUAAAGGU